Molecule: messenger RNA, 939 nt
Organism: Rotaria sp. Silwood2
Lineage: Eukaryota; Metazoa; Rotifera; Eurotatoria; Philodinida; Philodinidae
Source: the annotation of a GenBank genome assembly
AUGUUUUUAAUGUCGUCAUCUACAUUGAUUCGAGUUCAACAAUCAUCAUUAUUUAAUGAAAAUAAUUAUUCAAAUAAUAAUGGUAAUGAAAAACGUACAAUAAGCAUGUUUCGUUUAAUUCUUCAUCUAUUGGAUUAUAUUUAUUUAUUUCAUAUAAACAUAUUUCUUUAUUUUUUAUUACUUAUUAAACGAAUAUUAAUAUUUUUUUUUGGUUUUGGGACUUUUAUUUUUGUUAGUUUACGUGGAUCGAAAAAAAAACUUAUUCAAUUUCAAUCUGUUAAAUAUUAUAAUUGUCCUCUUCAAUCAUUAUCUCUUCAUCGAUUACAUUUUCUUCCAAAAAAAAUUCUAGUAUUAGAUUUAGAUGAAACAUUAAUUCAUUCUCAUCAUGAUGGUCAAGUGCGUACUUUAGCAGGCAAACCAACUGUAUCACCAGAUUUUAUAAUUCGUGUUGAAAUUGAAAAACAUCCAGUACGAUUUUUUGUUUAUAAACGACCACAUGUUGAUUAUUUUCUUGAAACAGUUAGUAAAUGGUAUGAACUUGUUGUAUUUACUGCAUCCAUGGAAAUUUAUGGCGCAGCCGUUACCGAUAAAUUAGAUAAUAAUCGAAAUAUUCUUUUACGUCGAUUUUUUCGACAACAUUGUAAAUUAGAGUCUGAUGCUUAUUCAAAAGAUUUAUCCGUUGUUGAUAAUGAUCUAUCACGAAUAUUUAUUUUGGAUAAUAGUCCUUUAGCUUAUCGUUCUUAUCAAUUAAAUGCCAUUCCUAUUAAAUCAUGGUUUUUUGAUUCAACAGAUACUUGCCUUCUGUCACUACUUCCAUUUCUUGAUGCAUUAAGAUUUUGUUGCGAUGUACGUUCUGUAUUAGCAAUGAAUUUACAUUUACAUAAAAAUUUAAUGAUGACAAAUAGAAAUUCAUUGAUCACACAAGUUCUGCCACCAUAG